Molecule: messenger RNA, 1980 nt
Organism: Colletotrichum fioriniae
Lineage: Eukaryota; Fungi; Ascomycota; Sordariomycetes; Glomerellales; Glomerellaceae
Source: RefSeq, a predicted model, not a curated record
AUGACAUCACCUCAGCUGCCUCGAGACAACUCCAAAACCACCGGUCUGGCAGGUAGUCCUAUCCCAACGGAGCUCGUCCUACAGAUCGUCAAAGCCAUUGGUCCGCGACCGCAGCCAAAGCCGGCAGAGCAUCUGAGACUUCACGGUGCUCUCGAAGCCGGGGCCGACUCCGACUCAGAUGACCUGGAGAUAGUGGACAACUUCUUUUACGAAAACCCCAAUAAGCCGACAGAAGCAGACGUUCUUGACGGCAUCACCGACCUCAAGACCUUAACUAUCUCGUGUAGGACACUAUACCAAAUCUUGAGAGGUGUGCUGUACAGACGAAGUGGGCGAGAGGAUGACUGGUAUGCUCUUCAAUGGGCCAGCUUCAACGGCAACCUCCGUGCGCUGGAAGCAGCCGUCGAGGCCGGCGCAUCAGUCAACUACGCUUUUGAGAAGGCGGGAACCCCGAUAGACAUGCUGAACUAUGGACGUAUAGAUAGCACCUUUGGGAGAAACUUCCCCAGACUUCCCAGGUCAAAGACGUACAACUUUGGCACACCCUUGCUUGCCGCGGCGUAUGGCGACGUCACCCGGCGACAUCAGGCAAUCAAGUGGUUGCUCUCCCACGGCGCCGAUCCAAAUGUCACGGACGCCAACGGCAUCGCGCCGCUGCAUGUCGUGUGCAGAUGGGGCGUACGAGCGAGCGUGACCAUCGAGCUCCUCCUCAAGAAAGGCGCGGACGCCAAUGCCCUCGGCCCUCGGGGGUGGACGCCUCUGCACAUGACGUGCUACGCGCGCAGAUGGCAUCCUGAUCCGGAGGACCCUCGGCGUCUGUCGCAGCAGAAGCAAGACCUGGCCAUGAUACCUACUGCAAAGGAGCUGAUCAAAGCAGGGGCUGACUUGCGGGCCAGGACGACCUUGGGGGGAGCGAAGGAAUCUGGCGAGCCCUACAUCGGUGGCCUGACGCCGUAUGAGUUGGCUCUUUACUGUCAGAACGUUACAAUGGUUGAGCUCUUCCGUGAGCAAGAAGCGAUUGCUUCGACUAGCGGUACGAGCUUCACAUGGGCCGGGAAUCAUGCCCACAUAACCGACAUUUUCAGUCUGGCCACUACCUCAAGGGCUGUAUUGUCUGCGAGCGGCUCAUCGACCCUCCACAUCCACGACACCGCCGACCCCACGAUCCCCAUCACGCAGUCCAUCAGCGGUGCACACAAGCUGGGCUGCCACCACAUCUGCACCUCCCGCAAUGGUCUGGUAGCCGCAAGUGCAGGCUUCGCCGGCGAGGUGAAGAUCUGGGUCAUCAACAAGGACACGAGCGAGUGGAAGCUCCACUCGGAGAUCACGAACAAGGCGGCCAAGGCCGGUGAGGUCUGGGCCAUUGCGCUCAGCGAGGAUGGAAAGUUCCUCGCGGGUACGACCUACGACGGCCGGGUGAAUGUGUGGGAUGUUGGCGAAGAGGGCACGCCCAAGAUUAGAGAGUACGAGACGGGAAGUCCCGGCCAGGGGAGCUUUGGCAUGUCGGUCGACUUGAGCCGUGAUGGACGGUAUACUGCUAGUGGCCACCAGAACGGAGCUGUCUACGUCUUCAACAACGACAACGGAAAGUUGUUGUUCUCACUACCAGGCCUGGUCAAAUCUGUCCGCUCUGUCGCAUUCUCUCCUGGAAACACCAGACUAGCUGCUGCUGGCGACUCAUCCGUCAUUGCUCUCUACGACAUCAAGAAUGGCGAGCAAGUCAGCAACAUGACUGGCCAUUCUUCAUGGAUCACAUCUGUUGACUGGAACGACACGGGUGAAUACUUGCUUAGCGGAGCGAUGGACGGAAAGGUCAAGGUCUGGUCAGUUGAGCGUAGUGCCUGUGUCGCGACACACAGCGAGACAGACAAGGCUCUGUGGGCUGUCAAGUGGCUCCCGAAGACUGGAAAGAACGAGUCUUUCUGUACGGCGGGCGCCAACAGGAGCAUUUCAUUCUAUAGAGAGGCUACUGGUGCAUAA